UAGCAGGCCUUAAACUUACAUGCAAAAAAAAAGAAAAAAAAAAUUCAGCAUUGUAUGAUAAGCAGAAAACUGUCAUGCAAAUGUUUAAAUAAUAAAAUCUGUUUACUUAUAAUUCUCAAUUGCUUUAUCUCGAUAGAUUCAAAUUAUAGAAAUCUGUUGUCAUCGCUUCUUCGCUCAAAUCUAAAAAGAAAAGAAAAAGUAAUAGACUUAUAUUCAAUUUAAUUUGGCUCGUUUGAAUCAUUAAGAAUUACUGAACAUAGCAAGUCAAGCAUAGAACUUUUCUCUUAUAUCCUCUAAGACUGCUUUGAGUUUAUGUAGGAAAUGUUUCAGAAACAAUCGCAUUGGAUAUUCGGUCGCCUACAGGUUUAUGCCUUUUUUUGCAAUAAAAAAGAGACAUGAGAGAAAUUAUAGACUAUAAAAAUCCAAAAUAUAAGCAAAAGUACAAAGAUUUGUUCCAUCGAUUUGUCAAGGAGGAAAAACAAAUAGACGUGGAGAGGUGCAGUCAUAGUAGACAGCAUGACCUUUGGAGAAGAUUUGUUAAACGAUGGAAUGAUGGAAAAAUGCGUCAACAAUGGUAUUCCCUAAUGCAAACUUCCGAGGCCGGUCAUAAUGAUCAAUCACCGGUAGGACCAAGCAAACCAACGGUUGAUGACUUGUACGACCGACAAGAGCUACGCGAACAGAUUCGAGAACAGCAACAGUCUUCAAAACGUUAUGAAACCAAACUGCGAGUAAGACGUGAAACCGAACUGUUGGACGAAGUUUUGCCUAAAGAGCCAGCUGGUAGUAAACAAGCGUUAUUGCAGAAAAAGAAGGAGAAGCAACAUACUUUGAAGCAAUACCGUGAGCGGUCGGAUGAAGAAAUGGAAUUGAACGAGAACGACUUGUUUGGCGAACCUGACUCUUUUACCAAGCAGGUUGAAAGAGAGCAUUUACGAAAAAAAAAGCGAGAUGAAGGUCGACAGAUGCGUCAUUCCCAAAAAGACGCAGAAAUCCUUCAAAAGAUACAGGAACGAAAAGAAAAGGAAAAGAAAACAGUAGAGAUGUUACGAGAAAUGGCUCAGAGCCGCUUUACAAAAUCGUCCUAAUAUAUACAUCUUGCUUCUAUAUUAUGACUAGUAAUAGUUUUGAUAGCAAACACAAUUACUUUUAUUUUAAUGAAGAUAUAUUCAUACUUACUAUGCUCCUAAAGAAUAAGCAAAAAUAUAAUCAAGGGGUAAAAAUCGCA
Schizosaccharomyces cryophilus OY26 is the source of this 1228-nucleotide messenger RNA. RefSeq lists its product as uncharacterized. The record is from RefSeq and is a predicted model, not a curated record. Bases 396 to 1088 code for a protein of 230 amino acids. Lineage: Eukaryota; Fungi; Ascomycota; Schizosaccharomycetes; Schizosaccharomycetales; Schizosaccharomycetaceae. The transcript has a single exon.